Acanthochromis polyacanthus (spiny chromis) is the source of this 2363-nucleotide messenger RNA. It is a transcript of the gene hnrnph3, whose product is annotated as heterogeneous nuclear ribonucleoprotein H3 (2H9). The coding region runs from base 132 to 1331 and encodes 399 amino acids. Lineage: Eukaryota; Metazoa; Chordata; Actinopteri; Pomacentridae. The record is from RefSeq and is a predicted model, not a curated record. The transcript has 11 exons. Gene Ontology annotation, molecular function: RNA binding. Gene Ontology annotation, cellular component: nucleoplasm; ribonucleoprotein complex. Gene Ontology annotation, biological process: regulation of RNA splicing.
GUUCAUUAGUUGCUGAAUGGACGUUAUCGCUUACAUGCCGAACUCUCGCGACAACAUACCUGAGCGGGUUUGCUGGCGGUGUCACCUGAGGCUCGGGACAGGAGCAGGAGGAGACUGGGACAAGAGUGAGGAUGUCUUUGAAUGAAGAGGGUUAUGUGGUCCGGAUCAGAGGACUUCCCUGGUCCUGCACGCAGGAGGAGGUGGCCAGUUUCUUCUCUGACUGUGACAUCGUGGGAAAAGUAAACGGAGUGUGUUUCACCUACUCUAAAGAAGGGCGUCCCAGUGGAGAGGCAUUUAUCGAGCUGAAAACUGCCGAGGAUUUUAAGAAUGCCCUCGCCAAGGACCGUAAAUACAUGGGACACCGAUACAUAGAAGUGUUCAAGUCGAACCGCAGUGAGAUGGACUGGGUGCUGAAACGUAGCGGUCCUGCUGACUAUGACAGCUGCAGUGGCUGCAUGCUCAGACUUAGAGGCCUGCCCUUUGGCUGCAGCAAGGAGGAGAUUGUUCAGUUCUUCUCAGGGUUGAGAAUCGUGCCAAAUGGGAUUACUCUGCCAGUGGACUACCAGGGGAGGAGCACAGGGGAAGCCUUCGUGCAGUUUGCCUCAAAGGAGAUAGCAGAAAAGGCUCUGGGGAAACACAAGGAAAGAAUAGGGCACAGGUACAUAGAGAUUUUUAAGAGCAGUCGUAAUGAGAUCAGAGCCUACUAUGAGCUGCCCCGGCGGGGAAUGGGAGGCCAGAGACCAGGGCCCUAUGAUAGACCCAUGAUGGGGGGCCCCAGGGGAGGGUUUUUUGGGCCCGGGCCUGGUCGUGGCGGGGCUCUCAUGGACACCAUGAGGAGUGGAGGAGGUUAUGGAGGAGGUUACGGUGGCUUUGACAACUACAAUGGCUUUAACAACUACUGUUUUGGCAACGGCAUGUUUGAUGAUCGAGUGAGAGGAGAGAGGGGAGGAAGAGGGAUGGGAGGUUACAGUGGUCAAAGUGACACUGGCUCGGGCUUUCACAGCGGACAUUUUGUCCAUAUGAGGGGCUUACCUUUCCGUGCCACAGAGGGAGACAUCGCUAAAUUCUUCUCUCCUUUGAAUCCAAUGAGGGUCCACAUCGACAUGGCUCCUAACGGCAAGUCGACUGGAGAGGCAGAUGUGGAGUUUCGCUCCCAUGAAGAUGCUGUGGCAGCCAUGUCCAAAGACAAAAACCACAUGCAGCAUCGUUAUAUUGAGCUGUUCCUGAACUCAACAUCCAGCGGAGCAGCUGAAAUGAGCCGUGGUGGUUACUAUGGUAACUCAGGAGGAGGCGGAGGCUCCCGGAGCAGUGGGCUGAGAGGUGCAUACUGAUGAUGUCAUCCAACUCUUCCAAUCCAUCCUGGCGUCUGUCUCACGUCUUAUCAGGCCACAUUUAAUCGUUUGGUGUUUCAAAGCAGGAAAGCUGAUGUGAAGUUACUCAUUUGUUACAUGACAAAUGCUUUGGUUUUUUUUUUUUGAAGUGCAGAUUUGUAGUACAACUUGACACAAUGUCAUACCAAAUAUGACCUGAAUGAGCACUACUUUCACACCAUUCCUGAAAGCAUAUGAAGAACAAAAUACACAACAGCUUGUCAAUGAUAAAAUGUUGCAGCUGUUGCAGGUGCUGAACACGCUUUAUGAGUCAUGUUCGCAUUUACCUUUUAUUUUUUUAAAGCAACUGAAUAUUGUACUAUAGUUUAUUGUAAUUAACAUGAAUAAAAAAACAUGUAGUUGCUACAGAAAGAUACAUUUUUGUUUGCAAAGUGGUUAGAUUUCAGAGACUUCCAGAUUUGUGAGUUAAAAAUGUUAUAUGGAAUCUGUUUGAGUUUUUAUUUUCAUUGGGAUGCACUUUAAUUUAGUUUCAGUACCAAUGCAGCAGGGAGACACAACUUCAUCCCUCUAAUUAACAGCUGUAGUUUUUGUUUGAUGCAUAUGAAAAUAUGGAGGCACUGGACUGUCAGGACCGAGCACGGUCACCUGGAAUAUAAUCAUUUUAACUUUGCUUUGAAUCGGUGAUAUAAGGAGUUGGAUGAUUACAAGCCUUUCUCUUAGUAAGAAGUUCAUAUGUUUAUAUAUAAAAAAAUAAUCUUUGUUGUUGUAGCUCAACAUACUUUCAGAACACCAUCCUGAUACACUGACUCAAAUAGGACUUCAGAUCAGCUUUCCUGGUAUGAAAUGUUUCUAAAUGUGUGCCAGUGUGUUUUUUUAUGAAUGUUUUCACAAUUCAUUACAGAAUUUAAAACUGAGUUGAAUAUUAUAUUCCACUCUCAAAGAGUGGAAGUAAAAUAAAGUCUAUAUUUGAGCUGUAAGAUAGCUUAUGCAGCUGUUGUACAUUUUGCCUAAUAAAUUUUAUAUUUAAUUGUC